AUGCAGGUUGGCGCUGUUUUGGCGUCACGGGAGACCUACACAAUAUUAGGCAGGUGGUUUUAAUGUUGUGGCUGAUUGGUGUGUAUUUGAUACCAGAGCGCCUUGUUUACUUAGGAUUUUUACUCACAGUGUUGACUGCUGCCCUCUGCACUGUCCAGGGAUAAGCAUUCAGUAGAGCCCAAAUGCAGGUUUCAGUUUUUUAGGGUUAGUGCACAUAAAAUGAAAAGUCUGUCUUCAUUUUACUCACCUUCAUAUUGUUCCAAACCAAAAUAUCUAAAAAAAUAUAGAUUUUCAGAUUAGAGGUCGAUACGAUAACUAAGGUGGUGGAAAAGGCAGAUAACCGAUUAACUGGCCGAUCGAUACAAUCGAUUUGUAGAAUGUAAAAAAAAGUCUUUCUUUACUUUGACAGGCACAGACAUAGAGGCUACAAGAGAACAAAUUGUAUAAAAUCCCAGAUGCCGUUUAUUGUGACACUAAAAUCCCAAUAAUAACCAGAAAAAAAAGAAAAUUUGGUACAAAAUGCAGGACUUUUAACUAUAAACAAGCCAGAAAUACACACACUUAUUUUGCGACUCUAAUUUUGAAAUAAAAUAUUUACCAAACAAAGCUUUUUAUAGCCUAUAUAUUCAUUCAUGGAAUUUGGAUGUAUAUGUUUCACCAGGUUUUUUUUAUUUUUUUAUUCAGAAGACAUGAAGUUGGAGUCACAAUGAAAAAAAAAAACUAUCAGCUUUGAUUUUUGCAGAUAACCAACAGUUCCAAAAAGCUACUCUCUGCAAUGAUAUAUCAGUUUUACCGAUUAAUCGGUCUACCUUUAGGCUAGUUCAGAUGAUAUUUAGAAUCAAAAUGUGCAAUUUACUGUUGUAGAUUUAAUCUGUGUUUUCUGUAGUUUGCAGUAACCAAUAAUUACACUAGCGUGAUAAUGGCAUAGGCAUAUGGGCCAGUGUUGACAAAAGUAAGCAACAAAAAGAGGCUAAACUGUCCGAGCUGCCUCCUACUUUCACAGAACACUGCCUGUCCAAAGCCAGCUGGCCUGAAUUAUUGCAGAAAUGUUGAGGUAAAAAGAAUAAGAAAAAGGGUAAGACCCUUACCCUUACUGACUUUUUAGCAGAGGACAGCGGGGGAAAUGCGCCACCGACUUACGCACCUGCAAAGCCCACCAGCUGGGCUGAUGAGACCGAUGACCUGGAGGGAGAUGUUACUACAUCCUGGCACACAGAGGAUGACAUGUAUCGUGCGCCGCCCAUCGAUCGGUCCAUUCUGCCAACGGCUCCACGAGCCGCCCGUGAGCCCAACAUCGACCGCUCCCGUCUUCCCCGCAACCCCCCCUACACUGCCUUCCUGGGCAACCUUCCUUAUGAUGUCACUGAAGACUCCAUUAAAAACUUCUUUCGUGGACUGAGUAUCAGUGCAGUUCGCCUCCCAAGGGAGCCUAGUAACCCAGAGCGACUGAAAGGCUUCGGUUAUGCUGAAUUCGAUGAUAUAGACUCUCUGUUGCGAGCACUCGGUCUCAAUGAAGAGAACCUUGGAAAUCGUAGGAUCCGUGUAGAUAUUGCUGACCAGUCCAAUGAAAAAGAGAGGGAUGAGCGGUCCAUGUCAGGAAGGGACCGUAAUCGUAAUGAACGAGACAUGGGCCCAGACAAGACAGAUUCUGACUGGCGGGCAAGGCCUAAAGGUGAUUCAGAUGAUGGACCAAAACGAGACGACGCCUUUGGAGAGCACCGUUACCGUGAUGGCCAGCGGUGGGAUGGCGAUCGUUACGAUGGAGGAAGAGAGCGAUACCGUGAGCGGUAUGACGACAGAGACCGCAGAGACUAUGACAGAGGCUACGAUUCUCGCAGUGGGGGACGUAGGGCAUUUGGAAGUGGUUUCCGGCGCGAUUACGAUGAACGGCGGGACGACUUUCGUGGUAGCGGAGAUCGCUAUGCUGACCGUGAAGACAGAUUUGAGAGACGGGAAGAGAAGCGCGAGGACAGAGGUCCCCCACAGAGACCCAAGCUGAACCUGAAGCCCCGCAGCGUUCCCAAAGAAGAAGAGCAGAGCAGCGCUCCAUCAGCCCCAUCAGGACGAGCCACAUCCAUCUUUGGAGGAGCCAAACCAGUGGACACGGCCGCUAAAGAGAGAGAGGUGGAGGAGAGACUGAAGAAAGAGCAGGAGAGACUGCAGAGGCAACUGGAGGAGGACAAGAACAGAGGACCUGAACGCAAGCCCAGAGAGAGGCAUCCCAGCUGGCGUAGUGAGGACCAAGCAACCGAGCGCUCACGAACAGGAAGUGAGUCAUCACAAACUGGAAGCACAUCAAACAGGGGGCCAAGACAUCGGGAAAGUGAACGUUCUGUGGAAAACGAGGUUUUCAGCCGUGAUGAGGAGCCACCUUCCUAUGGAACCCAGACUUCCUCCAAGCAGGAGGGGCUGCCACUAAAGGUUGUUCCAGCUCCACCACCUAAGGAGAAUGUUUGGGCAAAGAGGAGCACCAUGAGUGCAGGAUCCAGUGAGAGUGACACUAAACCCACUGUCUCUCUAGGCAGCAGUACUCCACCUAAAAGUUCAACAAGCUCAGCUGAAGUUCCCCAGAGAAGUAAAGAUGAAAACCAGGCAUAUGGGGUGCACCAGGAUCGGGGCCCCUUUCGGGGUCGUGGCGGGGCCUCAGGCUCUGGAGCAGGCAGGGGGCGUGGAGACGCGGCCAGCCGAGACCGAAGGAAGGAGACAGACAGAAAGGAUGCAAGAAGAGAGCGAAAUCUCAGACCAGCACCAGAGCCAAAGAAAUUUGAGGAGCCUCCCAGCCCUAAAUUCAGCUCAGCCAGUAAAUACGCAGCCUUGCUGAUGGAUGGCGUGCAGGGAGAAGAGGAGGGGGGUGGAGACUAAGUUGUGGCCGGACUACGCUAAUGAUGGUCCAAAAUGAAUUACAAAAUUUAACCUACAGCUUUUAUUUCAUGCUGCAAAGGACCCAGAUCCACCCUGUGAGAGCAAAUACCCAUUUUAGAGCCACCCUCUUCUACAGGACUGAACCCCAAACCUAGUGGGGAAAAUACAGGACUUGUUUUACAGUAAAAGAGACCGUGUGGAAGAUUGGAUGAUUAUAACUAAUAAAUGUGUGGGGUUAAACAAAAUAAACAGGGGAUCGCUUCUGCUCUGCAUACAUAAAAAGUUGAGUGCAUUUCUCUUGAGCUUGAUUGCACGUUGAGUGGCAAGGAAACAUAGAAUCACUGGGAAAAGUGCCACAAGAUAAAUGUUUCCCUGACCUUUUAGGGCUUCCUUAGUUUUCUGAAUGAACGUUUACAGCAGCUGCUUUGCUGAAAUCUCUGGUCAAAAAAGGGGGUAAUAAAUCUCACAAACUCGAUUUUAUGUCUUAAACUCAUGUUGAUCAUCAGGUCUGAUGAUUUGUAUUCAGGGAGAACUGUCACUGAAUAAUGGCCAACAAAGAGAUCUGAACCUGUUAGUUUCAGUUUUGAUAUUUCUCUGCACUGCUUUGCUGCAGGAGUGUCCCAUUUUUUCACUUAUCUUUGAGGACUUUUUUUAAAGCCACUCCUUUGGACAGAUGUGCAAUAGGAAUUUAAGUAUUCCUCUGAAUCUACACGUUUCAACAACAGAGUCUGCUGCUGCUUUGGGUUGAGCAUAUAUCUAAAGGUAGUGACAUGACGUGCUUAUUGAUUUGAACUGUGUACCAUCUACAAAAACAAUAAAAGACUACACUGAGUCAAUUAUG
Molecule: messenger RNA, 3703 nt
Organism: Myxocyprinus asiaticus (Chinese sucker)
Lineage: Eukaryota; Metazoa; Chordata; Actinopteri; Cypriniformes; Catostomidae
Product: eukaryotic translation initiation factor 4B-like
Exons: 15
Coding region: 1225-2862 (545 amino acids)
Molecular function (GO): RNA binding
Source: RefSeq, a predicted model, not a curated record